AUGUCGCUCGCUGCUAGAAAAAGUUUGAAUAACUUAUUGAAAAAAUUUGUGUGGGAUGGAGCUAAAGACAACAAGAGAAUUCCACUUAUCAAUUGGGACACAUUAUGCCUUAUUAAGGAAGAUGGUGUAGCUGACCUUAAGAAAAUGGAAUUACAGAAUUCUACUCUAGGUGCUAAGCUAUCUUGGAAAAUGUGUAAGGAACCUCAAAAAUUGAGGUGCAGGUUGUUCCAAAAGAAGUAUCUUGAUUCAGAAGACACUAACAAAAUUCUCACGAUGGCAAAUACUGAGAGAGGCUCGGCUACCUGGAACUUCUUAUGGGAUUGUAGGCAUAUUAUCACAAAUCACAUCUCAUGGCAAAUUGGUAAUGGCUACACUGUGUUGUUUUGGAGAGACUCUUGGGAUGGGUUUCUAGCAUUAACAGAAACAUUUGAAGACAAGGGAUGGGUUGACAUGGUUGAAAAUUGCAUAGGAAAACAUGUGUGCAAUUACAUGGAAGAUCAAGGUGAUCAAAAUGGCUUGAGGAAAUGGAAAAAAAUCAACAUUGGAAAUCCCUCUUUAUGUGAGCAGUUGUGGAAAGCAAUAAAAGAUAGGAAAAUACCGGAGUCUGUGGAAGAAGAUAUCAUAAUUUUGUGUGCAGUGAAAUCCAGGAUGUAUAGCUCCAAACUUGGAUAUGAAGUUCAAAGGCAAAGAGGCUCCAUUAACACUUGGCCACAUAAACUGUCCUGGAAUCACAAAGUACUUCCAAAAGUCAGGGCUUUCUUGUGGAUCACUCUUCAUAAUAGAAUCCUAACGGGGGAUACAAUAAAAAAUAUUGGGAUCUCGGGCCCCAAUCGUUGUGUUAUGUGUUGUGCAAAGGAAGAAUCAACAAAUCAUCUACUAUUUUGUUGCCCGGUGGCAGAAUAUUGUUGGAACUGGUUCCUUGAAAGAAUAAAUUGGGUGAUAGCUAAAAAUGAAAGACUAAUUGACUUCAUUCUUGCUUGGCCAAACAGACAAAAGACAAAAUGGUGUGAUUUAUGGUUAAAUGGACCAUCCUUAAUAGUAUGGCACAUCUGGAAGGAAAGGAACCGAAGAAUUUUCAAAGAGGCAUCAUUGCCACAAUUCAUGCUUGUGGAAAAAAUCAAAACUUCAAUAGAGGAAGUAUUAAAUGGAAAGAAAAUAAAAGGCAAUCCUAAAGUAUAUACUAAUUGGGAUGCACUAAUGGAGAAACGAUGGGCUCUUAAAGAACCACAAUUAUAUGUCCCUUUGAUAAAGCAUCUAGAUAGAAAAGCAAUCAGAUGGAAGGCCCCUCCAAUGGAUUGGACAAAAUUAAACUUCGACAGUGCCAGUAAGGGGAACCCGGGAGAAUCCAAUAUAGAAGCCAUAAUCCGAGAUGAGCAGGGCAAUAUCCUUCAUGGGUUGUUUGGUGGCAUUGGAGUUGCCACAAACAAUGAACCUAAGAUUUGUGCACUAGAGGUUGGACUCUGUCUUUGUAUUAGGCAAGGACUCUCUCGAAUCAUAAUAGUGGGUGACUCGCAUAUUAUAAUAAAUGGGAUCAGUUGGUCAAUUUUACAUAACUGGAAGCUUAAUAAAUGGGUACCAAUGAUAAACGAGCAUCUAAUAACAAUUGAGAGCUACAAGAUUGGGCAUGUCUACAGAGAAGGCAAUCAAGUGGUUGAUUACCUUGCGAACCUUGGAGUUGGAGAAAAUGAUGACCCUAUUUAUUUUAGCCAAGCAUCUGCUACGGAGGAUAUCAAAGGACAAUGUAUGAAGGACUACCAAAGAUAUCCACAACAGGGUAUCGGGUAG
This is a messenger RNA of Cryptomeria japonica (Japanese cedar), 1785 nucleotides long. RefSeq lists its product as uncharacterized. Gene Ontology annotation, molecular function: nucleic acid binding; RNA-DNA hybrid ribonuclease activity. The transcript has a single exon. The coding region runs from base 1 to 1785 and encodes 594 amino acids. The record is from RefSeq and is a predicted model, not a curated record. NCBI's taxonomy places the organism in Eukaryota, Viridiplantae, Streptophyta, Pinopsida, Cupressales, Cupressaceae.